Messenger RNA from Lottia gigantea (owl limpet), 2856 nucleotides. RefSeq lists its product as hypothetical. The record is from RefSeq and is a predicted model, not a curated record. Gene Ontology annotation, molecular function: lipid binding. The transcript is spliced from 27 exons. Bases 1 to 2856 code for a protein of 951 amino acids. NCBI's taxonomy places the organism in Eukaryota, Metazoa, Mollusca, Gastropoda, Lottiidae.
AUGAAUAUUCUACAAUAUCCCUGUGCCCCAAACAGUCCCAAAAUACAGUGUAGGGAGAAACUGGAACUAAAAACAUUCACUGUUGGAAACCAGACACCAAAUGUUAAAAAUGUUCGUGUGUAUGAAUUUUGUGAAGGGGUCCCCGGAGGUCAGAAACCCAUUACAUGGGUUAGCGUUAAUAAACCACCAGCAGGAAUAGAUAGAAUGUCUACCUAUAAAGUCAUAGUAGAAUCUGAUAUCACCUUACAUUGUGAAGAUUUUAAAAUGAUAUUCCAUGCUAAAGUUGGUAACAAAAGAGUAAGUUUGGGCUUUGAUAUGUCAGUAGAUGAUUUAAAUAUAUCUGGUACUAUGCAAGCUAUAGUACAAUUUAGUAUGGAUAUACCAUUUCCACAUAUAUCUAAAGCUACCAUAUCAUUUGUUGAAAAGCCAGACGUGACCUUCAACAUCCACAUGUUGCGAGCCAUACAGUUAAUGGAAGUACCAUUAUUAAAGAGUUGGAUUCAUACUAAUGUUACUGAAGGGCUUACAAAGGCUAUGGUGGACCCAGCCUCUGUAGACCUUCAUUUCGCUAAGACUGGUCCAGUACAGAUUAACAGAUCAAGCCCAACAGUAGAUCCAGCUCAAGGAGUGUUGACUGUUAAAAUUAAAGGAAAACCACCAUCUGAUGCAACUAUAGAAGAUAUAAGAUAUUGUGUAUUACGUAUUGACAAUAGAAAGAGAGAAACACGUGAUGUACCUGCUGCUGAAGAAUGGGAAGAUAUCUGUUCAUUCUUUAUCUAUAAUCUAGCUAAAGAAAAGAUACAGAUAAAACAGAAAUGUAAAAGGUUAUUGACAAGUACAGUUUUAGAUCGCCAUGAUAUCAACCUCUCCUCUCAUCCAUUUCAAGUGAGGAACAUUGCUGAAGAUGUUUUUGAAAACAAAGAUGGUUCCAAACUAACAAUAAAUAUGGAAUAUUCGGCAUUACCAAAAUUAAAUCUUGAAGAUGUACCCAAAAAUCCUGAAAACGUUGAAGAAUUUGCUGGUGUAUUGUAUGUUAAACUUCAUGGUGCUGCUAAUGUUAAAGCUGCUGAUAGAACUGGUGCUUCAGAUCCUUACUGUGUUUUAUUCUCUGAUAGAAGAAGGGUAUUCACUACACCGUAUGUACCUCAAACCAGAAAUCCAAGAUGGGAAAGAGGUGUUGAAUUCUUUGUGCGUGAUUUUACCAAGACUAAUUUAUCAUUCUUUGUAUUUGAUUGGGAUGGUACCAACACUAUUGAUGAUGAUUUCUUAGGUUCAGCUCAUUUCUCAUUAUCUGAGCAAGAAUGUUGUGUGAUCAAGAAGAAUUUAAUACUGGGCUAUAAUGAUCCUAAUAAAGGUUAUAUAGAAGAUAUAUCAUGUGGUCAAAUAACAGUAUCAGUUAUCUUUAGACCAGUACCAUCAGUAGCUAAAUCAGAGAAAUUCCGAUCCUUAUUAGACAGUAUCAGUCAAAAUAAUACUGAUUAUUUAUAUAGAGAAGAUCUGAUGUCACCAGCCACCUCAAGUGCUGUUUAUGGUAGACCUACACAUUAUAAUGUAAAUGAGGGUCCAAAUCGAUUACCGAGUCAUGCUAAUUAUAUGGAUACAUAUUUAGCAGGGAAAACUAUUGUUGAAUUAACAAUAUUACAAGGGAAAGAUCUGGUUGCUAUGGAUAGAAAUGGUUACAGUGAUCCAUUCUGUGUUGUUUUGUUGGAUAAAAACAAGGUGUUUACAACUGGUGUCAAGAAGAAGACAUUAUUUCCUAAAUGGAAUGAAACUGUAACAAUAGAAUUACCUUCAGAUAAGAGUGAAAUAGAAAUUGAUGUUUAUGAUAAAGAUAUAUUAGGAAAAGAUUUUAUGGGAAAAUUAUUUGUGGAGUUAGAUAAACUGAAGGAACUUUCAAUUAAGGGAAUAUCAGAAUGGUUUCCACUACAGAAAACUAAAUCUGGUAAAAUACAGUUAAGAUGUUCUGUUAUCUCCAAAGAUAUGGUUAAUUCAGAUAUAUCAUUUGAGCAAUCAACUUAUAAUGAGGUUUUUGAUUCUUCUUUAGAACAAACACCUCAACCCAAGUCAACUAUACCCACUAUAAAUGCUGUUAGUCCAGAUGAUGGUAAAGUUUAUGAUAAUAAUAAUAAAUAUAUGGAUCGUAACCAAUCAGCAACAUUUGAAGUUAGUCCUAAUAUACAACUUCAACGUUCCUCAUCUGAUUUAAACAUUAAUAAUAAUUCGGUACCAAGAAGUCGGACAGCUAAAAGUUUUAAUGAGAAUGAUACUAUGAGUAUAGGAAGACGUUUAGGUGGUGUUAAUACAAGACAUGGUGGAUCAGUGAAUUCUGUUGCUUUGGGAUCAAGGGGAGAUAAUAUAUCUACAGAAUUCUCCAGGUCUAAUAAUGGUAGUUCUAUAGCUGGUGAUAAAGUAUAUAGUGUUAAAGGUGAAGUUAUAUCAGCUAAAGGGUUAAAUGAAAAUAAUAAUUAUGGUGAUAUAUACUGUAAAGUUAGAGUUGAACAGCCAGGAAGUAGAAUCUCUUUGUUUUCAAAUACACGAGUCAUAGCAAAAUCACCUUUGAUUAAAUCUACUAAUCCUACAUUCUAUCUACCAUUUGAGAUUGAUAGAGGUCAUGGUAUAUCAGCUGAUAGUUUAUUGAUAUUUGAUAUCAAGAGAUCCAGUAAAGAUCAUUUGGCUACUAAAGGCUAUACAUUACGUUAUCUUUUAGCAGAAACUGAUGAUGAAUGGAAGACUAGAUUAACCAUACCACUUCAGAAUAAUAUAGAGAUAGAUAUAUCACUAGAACACGGUAAACCUACACACCAUCGUCGACGUUUAAUCAGUAACCUAUCAUUUCGUAAAGAUAAACAUCUGUAA